CUGAAAUGAAGUACUUGGCGUGUGGAUUACUCUUGCUGGCGGCGCUGCCGGCUCUAAUCAGCGCAUAUCCCAGCACAGUGGUGGUGAAUGGCGUCUGUUUGACUUGUCCCAAUCCAAAUGGUGAUUCGGUGUACAUUGAUGGGCAGGAGUAUCGCAGCUUCUCCAAUGGUAAUGUGAUUGUUAAUCGUCCGGGCUACAGCAAUGGGCGCAGCACUGUUGUGAGGCGUGGCGGUUCGACUGUGGUGAACGGCAAUUGUGAAAUAUGUAAUGUUGAUGUUUGAAAUAUUUGACGGAGCUGUCAAAGCUAUGCGAAAAUAAACUUUAAAAUCCGAA
Messenger RNA from Drosophila mojavensis, 333 nucleotides. RefSeq lists its product as uncharacterized. The transcript is spliced from 3 exons. Bases 6 to 281 code for a protein of 91 amino acids. The record is from RefSeq and is a predicted model, not a curated record. Lineage: Eukaryota; Metazoa; Arthropoda; Insecta; Diptera; Drosophilidae.